Cynara cardunculus var. scolymus (artichoke) is the source of this 705-nucleotide messenger RNA. RefSeq lists its product as uncharacterized. NCBI's taxonomy places the organism in Eukaryota, Viridiplantae, Streptophyta, Magnoliopsida, Asterales, Asteraceae. Gene Ontology annotation, molecular function: RNA-DNA hybrid ribonuclease activity; nucleic acid binding. The coding region runs from base 1 to 705 and encodes 234 amino acids. The record is from RefSeq and is a predicted model, not a curated record. The transcript is spliced from 2 exons.
AUGGGAGCCUCGGAAAGCACCGGACGUGGUGAGAAAGAGGAGGAAACUAAUACAUCCGCUGGAGGUCCCAAUCUYGGCGCCGCUGCAGUAGCUAUUGGCAGCGCUGCGGUGGCUGCAUGGGGCGUUUCAAGAAUGCUUUCCGACAACAGAUUAGAGCCUCCCCUUUCCUUGCCUAAUUCSGGUGGCACUACUUCUUCCUCUGCACCUCCACGUCGGUUCAAACUGAACACGGACGGUGCAUGCCAUCCCAACCAUGAAUAWGUUGACGGUGUUUUGCGAGGUCCGAGUGGGUACGCCGGAAUCCUUCAAGACGGUUGUGGCAACUGGGUUCUUGGGUUUCGAGGGUUCAUUACUUGGAGUGAUUGUUUCACGGCUGAACUCCAUGGGAUUCUUAAAGGCUUGGAGCUUUUGGAUAAACUCGGCUAUAAGGAAUCCAUUCUUGAAAGUGACUCUCAAGCAGCUGUUCAGUGGGUUACUGGAGAGGAGGAYGUUGGCCCUGGUAAAAGUCGUGUCGUCGGUGACUGCUGGGAGCUGAUCAAGAAAAGCAGGCAUCUUGUUCGCAAAAACGGAAUUACAAUCCGUCGCUGUUCUAGAGAUGCCAACAAAUACGCUGAUAAGUUGGCGAGUGUUGCGAUUAAACAACGUGACCCAUAUGUGGAAUUCACAGAUUCUCAGUCUCAAUUUCUUGUUUCUUUACUGGUGUAA